Messenger RNA from Anopheles nili, 764 nucleotides. Its product is annotated as ras-related and estrogen-regulated growth inhibitor. NCBI's taxonomy places the organism in Eukaryota, Metazoa, Arthropoda, Insecta, Diptera, Culicidae. The transcript has 4 exons. The record is from RefSeq and is a predicted model, not a curated record. The coding region runs from base 1 to 651 and encodes 216 amino acids. Gene Ontology annotation, molecular function: GTPase activity; GTP binding.
AUGACGACGCGAGGCAUUCGAAGGAAAAAAUCAUACCUAGCGGAGAUCAAGGUGGCCGUGAUCGGGGCACCGUGCGUUGGCAAGAGCGCCCUGACGGUGCGCUUUCUGACGAAGCGCUACAUCGGCGAGUACGACCACCAGGCAGAGAACCGACACAAAUAUGAAAUCAUGGUCGAUGGUGAGGCGGUCCUGUGCGAGAUCUGGGAUACCUGCCCGAAGAUCGAAGAGCACGCCGAAGCGGUCUCAUCGCCUAGUGCCACUUCAGAAGCGGUUCAGUGGGCAGAUGGGUUGCUGCUCGUUUACUCGAUCACCGAUCGUGAUUCGUUCAACUACAUCCGGAAGGCGAAGGAAGAGUUGGCUGGUGAUACGCCGGUCGCGCUCGUUGGCAACAAGGUCGAUAUGGUGCACCUGCGGCAGGUCAGCACGGAUGAGGGCGAAAUCCUGGCGAAGGACACCGAGUGCAAGUUCUUCGAGAUCUCGGCCGCCGAGCACGUGUACCAGGUGGCGGAAGCAUUCCUCGAGCUGUGCCGUGAGGUUCUAACGGCGAAGCGAAAAUCGAAGCAGAGCUUCAUCGACAAGAUCGACCGAAUGCUGAGUGGUUCGCGGGCGUAUAGCCGUGGGAAAAGUGAUAGCAUCUCGCCGAAGGACUGACUCACUCGGCCAGGGGGUGUAACGGUUAUGUUCAUUCUUGCUAGCUGAAGGUUUAUUUUUCCAGGUGGUUUAUUUUAGUAAAUUUCGUGCCGUUGUGGGAGAAUAAAGAAUUU